This is a messenger RNA of Phalaenopsis equestris, 762 nucleotides long. Its product is annotated as trihelix transcription factor ASIL2-like. Lineage: Eukaryota; Viridiplantae; Streptophyta; Magnoliopsida; Asparagales; Orchidaceae. The record is from RefSeq and is a predicted model, not a curated record. Gene Ontology annotation, molecular function: transcription cis-regulatory region binding. Gene Ontology annotation, cellular component: nucleus. The transcript is spliced from 2 exons. Bases 171 to 461 code for a protein of 96 amino acids.
CCAUCCGCACCGUGGAUCCCUUGCCGAAGGAGAAGCGCCAGCGCCCUUCUGCUACCGCGAUCCCGGUUGAUGAUUCUUUUUUCAGGAGAAACCUCUCGGCUGCAGCAGCUGCUGCGGCCGCAGCGGCUAAUGGGGACUCUAGGUCGUCAUCGAGGUCUUCGCGAUCUAGCAUGGAGAGGUCUGGAUCGAGCAGGGAGAAGUCUGGGAGGGGGUGGAAGAAGGGACGAGAGCGCAGCGAUCGUGAUGGUAUCCGUGAGCUCGCCCGUGCGAUCGAGCGUUUUGCGGAGAUUUAUGAGAAGGUGGAAGGUGAUAAGCAGCGGCAGAUGAUCGAGCUGGAGAAGCAGAGAAUGGAGUUCAUUAAGGGGCUGGAGUUUCAACGCAUGCAAAUGUUUGUGGAUACUCAGGUUCAGAUGGAGAAAAUUAAGCGCAUCAGGCGCUCUGAUUCUGAUGGUUACUCUUAGGCCAUGGAUCACUGAUCUUCAAUUUUGCUGGGCUUCUGCAUUUGGUUGAUGAAAAGUUAGCUCUUUAGGUGGUGGUGUGUAUUUCUUCUUUAUUAUGAGAGGGAACCAAGAACCUCGAAACCUGUAUAGCUCUAGGGAUUAACAUCUGAUUGAUAUUUCUACGUAUUUGUUGCUUUUGCUGAGAUUAUUUAGGAGCAAUUUGAUGGUCCUCAAGUUCUGUAAUGGUCAUAUAUGAGUUAGUUAUCUGUGCUGGUUUUCUGAAGCUGAAUUGAUGAACUUUGAAUGAGCUUUUGGGUCAUGC